Molecule: messenger RNA, 459 nt
Organism: Fraxinus pennsylvanica
Lineage: Eukaryota; Viridiplantae; Streptophyta; Magnoliopsida; Lamiales; Oleaceae
Source: the annotation of a GenBank genome assembly
AUGGCACAUGGUUCUAGUGUUAAACAGAUUAGCUUUUAUGAUGACGACGUACACAAUUGGCAACUUUGGCGUAAUCGAUCUGCUGCUGCUGAAGCUCCACCGGCUGUGAGUAAUGUCACCUCGGCUUUUAGUUCUCCUGCUCCAUCAACAAAAGGACGCCAUUUUCUGGUCAUAUGUUGUGAGAAUAAAGCUAUUUUUCUGGAGAAAAUCUCAAAUAUAUAUUCUAAGAAGCUGAAUUACAUAAAUCUUAUGGCAUCUAAAUCAGCAUCUGCUAAGGGAGCUUUGUCAUUGUUAAUUAUUCUUGUAUGCAUGGACAUGACAGCAGUUAGGGCUGCAAACCCGAAAUUCUUGAAUUUCGCCGUUUCGCCACAACCGCCAUUGUCUGCUGUUGGGGCAGGAUCAGAAGCAAUGCCGAUGGUGGAACGGUUUCUGCCGUGCUUGUCAGCUCUAAAAUAUUGA